AUGUGUUCAUUAGUGCCAAGAGUUUUACAAUUCAAUUUAUUACGACACCCAAAGUGUGUGACAUAUAAUGUAUUGAAACGUUUGAAUAGCAGUCAAACGACGAGUGGUUUUAACUUUGAGUUGAAUUCAGAGCAGAAAUCACUGCAAGAAUUGGCCCAAAAGUUCGCCAAAGAGGAGAUCAUCCCUCGGGCCCCACAUUACGACCAAACGGGUCACUUUCCCUGGGAUCUCGUCAAACAGGCCCAUGAAUUGGGUCUCAGGAAUGGUGGUGUUCCCGCUGAAUACGGGGGACUGGGUCUCAGUCUAUUUGAUACGUGUCUAUUAGGUGAGGCAUUGAGCUAUGGGUGCAGUGGGAUCGCCUUAGCCAUUUCGUCCAGUGCUCUGCCACAGGCGCCGGUCAUUCUGUUUGGAAAUGAGGGCCAGAAAAGGCAAUAUUUGGGACGAAUGACCGGUUCGGAGGUGUUGUGUGCGGCCUAUUGUACGACAGAACCGGGCGCUGGCAGUGAUGUGGCGGGUGUUAAGACACACGCCGUCAGGAAUAAAGAUGGCGACUAUGUUCUCAACGGCCAGAAGAUGUGGAUCACGAACGGAGGGGUCGCCAACUGGUACUUCGGUAUGGGUUUCCGUAUAGCUAUGGGUGCGUUCGAUCUGACGAGAGCGCCGGUCGGUUGCGGAGCCGUGGGUUUGGCUCAGCGGGCGUUUGACGAGUCCGUCAAAUGGUCUUUCGAGAGACACACGUUUGGUGUGCCUAUCCGUGAGCACCAGGCCAUCCAAUUCAUGUUAGCGGAUAUGGCCAUCGGUAUCGAGACGUCCCGUAUGGCAGUGCAGAGGGCCUGUUGGGACUACGACACCGGCAGGAGGAACACCUACUGGGCCUCUAUAGCCAAGUGUUGGGCGGGAGAUGUGGCCAAUAAAGCGGCCGCAGAUGCGGUCCAGAUCUUCGGCGGCGCCGGUUUUAAUAAGGAGUAUCCGGUGGAGAAGCUCUUGAGGGACGCCAAGAUAUACCACAUCUAUGAGGGAACCGCUCAAAUCCAGCGCAUUAUCAUUGCCCGGGAAUUGCUGUCUGAAGCCACGAAGACUUUAUAG
Messenger RNA from Oppiella nova, 1086 nucleotides. NCBI's taxonomy places the organism in Eukaryota, Metazoa, Arthropoda, Arachnida, Sarcoptiformes, Oppiidae. The record is from the annotation of a GenBank genome assembly.